Musa acuminata subsp. malaccensis (wild Malaysian banana) is the source of this 3574-nucleotide messenger RNA. Its product is annotated as paired amphipathic helix protein Sin3-like 3. The record is from RefSeq and is a predicted model, not a curated record. Gene Ontology annotation, biological process: negative regulation of transcription by RNA polymerase II. Lineage: Eukaryota; Viridiplantae; Streptophyta; Magnoliopsida; Zingiberales; Musaceae. Gene Ontology annotation, molecular function: transcription corepressor activity. Gene Ontology annotation, cellular component: histone deacetylase complex; chromatin.
AUGGAAGGGAGUGGGGACGAUCCCGAUCAUUCCGUCGAACGGCGGAAGCCGACGGGAUCCCCUGCGGACGAUUUAUCGAAGCAACACCGCGGUGCCGCUAUGACAAGCCCCAGCGCUGAUCGCCGGAAAGUGAGUUGCGACGAUGCCCUAGAGUUUUUGGUGGCGUUGAAGGAAGGUCUUGAUCCUGACAAGUACGAGGAGUUUCUUGAUACCGUGGUGGAUAUGAAAGAACAAAGUUCCGCCGUACAUGAGACCGUGGAAAGACUGAAGGAGUUACUCAGGAUUUCAGGGCUCCCUGAGUCGGCCCUUGCCUUCGACGUCUUUGUGCCCAAGGGUUGGGAUGCACCUGCCCCUUCCGUUUCUGAAAAGAAGCCCGAUUACCGAGAUGCCCUAGCUCAUGUUCGCAGAGUACGGAGUCGUUUCUCAAACAAUGAGGCGAAGUAUACGUCGUUUUUGGAUAUUUUCAGAAUGCAUCGAACAGAUCGCAAGCCCAUGGACCAAGUACACGAAGAGGUAAUGGCGCUUUUUCAAGGCCAUGAUGACUUGCUUGAAGAGUAUAGUUUCUUUUUUAAUCAUGGUUCAGAAAGAAAGCGUUAUGGUAUUGUGUCGUCUAGCAGGCCUUUCAGUCCCCAGGAUGAAGAAAGGCCAACAAAUUCUAAUGAUGCUCCUGCCGGAGAGAAGGAAGGCCGUCUCAGUUUGUAUGCUGAUUGUCACUUGAGCAACUUAGAGCACAGCAAGAGUCAAAAAUACGUUGAGAGACAUUCUGUGGUGGGUAAGGACCAAAGAGGCUCAAGCAAGAUGUGCAUGGUGCAAAAGGAGACUCAUAAGAACUUGAACAAUUUACUGCCAGUGCAAAAGCCUUCUCAAAGGUUUGAUCACUGUGUGGCUGAGCCACCGCAUAAAGACCAUCGAGCUAGACUAGUUGAUGAAGAAGAGAUACCAAUGGACAUGGAUCAUGAAGGAGAUGGUUUGCAGGAAAAAUUGUCUGAGAAUGAUAGGAUUAGAGAUACAAAAAGGCUCUUUGGAGGUAGUUCUGUUUUAAAAGACAAAGAUCCUUGUAAAAACAAUCUGUUUGGAGAUGAUGAAGAAUGUGAUCAUGGAAAAGGAUAUUUAAAGCCUGAUACCUCAAAAUGUCACCGUUCUGCUCCUGGUUAUGUCAUUCUCCCUGAUCAUUGUCAUAUACUGCCGCCAAGCUACAUGAGUGAAAUUGGUUCGGCUGUCUUGAAUGACUCUCUGGUAUGCAUGACAUCAGGUAGUGAGAACAAUUCUUUUAAGAUUAUGCACUGGAACAAGUAUGAAGAAUGCUUAAUCAGAUGUGACGAUGACAGGUUUGAGCUGGAUAUGCUUUUAAAACUCAUUACUGUAACUGCUAAGAGGGUGGAAAUGCUGCUAAAGGUCAAGGGUGACAAAGUUGAACCAGAAAGUGAUAUUCCAAUUGAAAACUACUUUACUUCUCAAGAUUUGAGAUGUAUAGAACUGUUAUAUGAUGAAUAUGGACUGGAUUUUAUUGAUGCUGUACGUGAGAAUGUGAGUUCUGCAUUGCCUGUAAUACUGAAUCGUUUAAAGCAGAAGGAAGAAGAAAUUUUAGAAAAACUAUCAGAUUUUAGUGAAGUUUGGACUGAAGCUCAAGCCACAAACCAUCUGAGAUCACUUGAUCAUCGUAGUUUCUAUUUUAAGCAGCAAGAUCCAAAGACCCUGAGUUCAAAAGCUUUGUUGGCAGAAUGUAAACAAGUAAAUGAGAUGGACGAUAAUAUGCUUCUUGAUAGAAUUGCUGGAGGACACUUCAUCCCGGUGGUUUUUGAGUAUACAGAUGCAGAAAUACAUGAUGUUCUGUACAAGAUCAUUGAAUUAUCAUGCCAUGCGAAUUGCACCUUAGAGGGUGAACUCGACAAGGUCAUGAAUAUAUGGACAACCUUUUUUGAGCCAAUGUUUGGGGUUUUUUGGCAGCUUCAGGACACUGAAAGUAACAAAGAAAACAAAAAACAUGAUUACAGAAGUAGCUUGUCAUCCUCAGGGCAAUGUUCUGGUGGUUCUGAUGCUGAAGUUGCAUAUGAAAGUCUCAUAUCUGGUCAUACUUCAAAUCUGUCAGUCAUCUGUACUCAGAUUGCCAAAGAACAACAUGAGAAUUUUGAGGGGGGCCAGAAUCAGGAAUCUGUUGUCGACAGAACUUGUGGUGACCCAAUAAGAUUUAAUGACAAAGUUCAUCAAUACAAUGAAGUUUCUGCAGUCUGUAACAAUGAAGAUGAGAAAGAAGAGGGCGAGUUAUCACCUGAAGUAUAUUUUGAAGAGAAUAUAGUUGUGGAUUCUGAGGGUAUUGUGAUGGACAAAUUGGUUGAUGAUGGUACAGAAGGAAGACAAUUACAAUUAGGUCCUGGAGCACUGACAAUGGAUUUUGUGGUAGAUGCAGAAGCACAAGUGAAUGGUGAUGCUGAAAACGAGGGCAUUGAGAGUGCAUCAGGGCCUUUUAAGGACAGCCCAAAUGCACAUGAGGCAGUUGUAGAUGCUUCACACGGCCAAUGUGAUGACAAUGAUGUUCAGGAAUCCUCUCAUGAUAAUGAGGAAGAGGAUGAGAUAGAUCAUGAUGCCAAGGGUGGAAGUGUACAGGUUGACAAGAUGUCUGAUGAUGCUGAUAAUUUUCAGGGAGAGGGAACAAACUUACCAUUUUCAGCUUGUCAGUUGAAAACAUCGAAACCUCUUACUGAGCAUGCACCUAGAUUGUUACAUAAUGAAGAUAGGCAAACAAGGAUCUUCUAUGGCAGUACUUCAUUUUAUUUGCUUCUUAAAAUCCAUCAGAUUUUGUAUAAGAGAAUACUCUCUGCUAAGACAAAUUCAUCAGCAGCAGAAAUACGGUCCAGUAAUCAGGACAAUGCAAAUCAUCAUAAUCAAUAUGCAAGAUUUAAGGAUGCACUUUACAGUUAUCUCGGUGGUCUUACUGACAAAUCGAAUUUUGAAGAUGACUGCCUUGCUUUCAUUGGACCUCAGUCAUAUAUACUUUCUACAUUGGAUAUCUUGGUACAUAAACUUGUCAAACAGCUGAAAGCAGUUGCAAUAAGUGAGACAAACAAUAAGUUUCUUCAGCUCUAUGCAUAUGAAAAAUCAAGAGGACCUGGGAGAUUUGAUGACCUGGUUUAUCUCCAAAAUGCUCGUGUCAUUAAUAAUGGGGACUUAUUCCGAUUUGAAUGUUCCUCCAACCCCACACGGAUAUCUAUACAGCUUUUGGAACAUCCCAAUGAUGAAACUGAAGCAAAUGUAGUUCCUUCAAACCCUGAUUUUGCAGCUUACUUUUAUAGUGGUUUUCUUCAAAAUAUUUCAGAUGAGAAGGGAACAUAUAAAGGUUUUCUUCGGAGGAAUAUUCGCAAGUUUCACAAGUAUCACAAGUGUAAUUGUGAUGGACAUUGUGCUACCUGCGAGCCCAUGGAAAGGAUUCAAGUCACCAAUGGUCUGCAAUGCCGAAUACUAAAUUCAUUUAAGGUUCUCUACGUGAUGGGCACAGAAGACUUGCUGUUCCGCAAGGAAAAGAGAAAUAGAUUUGCAUAUAAGCCAAAGAGAUUUGAUUUGUAAAUUCAUUUUUGUG